GUUCUGGAACCAGGAUCAGAACUCGGGAGUUUUGCAUCCUCCCGGGCCAGACAAUGGCUUUGUGGGCCUUGGGGCUUCUGAUGAACAGCAGCUUGUGGGGCAUCAGUGGGGUGCAGCGGCCCCGGUGGUAUUACGGGGGCAUGGACUUCCCUUUCGGGGUGACUUUAGCCACCUCCCCGACAAUGCUGGGCUUCCCUUUCAGCCCUCAGCCGCUGCUUUACUACUGCUACUGGGUCAUCAUCGGCAUUUUAGCCAUUACGACCAUCUCCGCCAUCGUCCACUUCACCAAACAAUUUCUCCGGGCCCAGAAGGUAUUUUGGGGGGUGGGUUAUUUAUUGGGGGGCAGAGAGAGAGAUAGAAGGCAGAAAUAGGCACACAGCCCCUGGAGAAUCUCCUCCUCUCCAGAAUUUUUUCCCAAGCAAUCUGAGACUAUGCCUGCCGGAAGCCCACCUCUCUACGCCCUUUUCAUGCCUCUCCUGGUUCUGUGAGACGCCGAAAAGAGGGGAGUUUAUUGUAGCAGAAGCAGGAGGAGACACCCGUGAGACCUUUAGGCACCAGGCAAAACCUGAUGGACACCUGUUUAAAUGUGUUAUUGGCUGUUUCUUAGUUUUAACCAUGUAUUUUGUGGGGGGUUUUAUAUCACAAACUGCCCCGAGAUCUGCAGAUAAAAGGCAGUUUUUAAAUUUAAUAAAUAACGCCAAGCAAGGCUGGUGGUUCGGCAGCAUCUGGCAGGCCAAAGGUUCCACACACCUGUUGCCUUGUACUGACAAAACUAGAGAGAGACAGUGCGGUGUAGUGGUUAUGGACCUGGAAUAGGACCUAGGAGACCAGGGUUCCAACCCCCACUUGGAAAUUUGCUGGGGGGGGGUGGAGGUGGUAGCCCUGGGCUAGCCGCUGUCUCUCAGCUGAACCCACACCGUGGAGGAAUUGUCGCGGGCCUGUGGAACUCCCUGCCUCAUGAUUCACAGAUGCCUUGGAAAACGCUUUCAGUCUGUCACUCUCUCUUCCUGAGGGUCAUUCCACCGAUAAAGGGAGAAAGCAAGAGGUUACUCAACGCUCUCUUUCUCCCCUUCUCUCCCCCCAAACUCCCCGAUUCGCAGCAGCAAGACAAAAGGGAGCCGUCUCAGCAAGGAGACCCCGAAGAGAAAGCUCUGGUGGAGGUGUUGCACCUGUUGGACGCCGUGAUGGAGACCAUGUGGCACCACCAGCUCCGCCUGGAGAGGAGGCAGAGGGCAGCUAAGGCUUCCAGCUGAGCUGGGAGGCAGAGAGAGAGAGAACUGGAAUAAAACAGACGCGAAAACUACAC
This is a messenger RNA of Podarcis lilfordi (Lilford's wall lizard), 1306 nucleotides long. The record is from the annotation of a GenBank genome assembly. Lineage: Eukaryota; Metazoa; Chordata; Lepidosauria; Squamata; Lacertidae.